Lolium rigidum is the source of this 2939-nucleotide messenger RNA. RefSeq lists its product as uncharacterized. The coding region runs from base 16 to 2505 and encodes 829 amino acids. The record is from RefSeq and is a predicted model, not a curated record. The transcript is spliced from 10 exons. Lineage: Eukaryota; Viridiplantae; Streptophyta; Magnoliopsida; Poales; Poaceae.
UGACGACGAGCAGCGAUGAAUUUCCUCUACCGAGCCGCGCAGCCGGACCUGCCGCGGGUCCCCGAGCAAGAUCGCCGCAAGGACGGCGCCUCGCAGAAGCAGGCCAAGACCCUCGAGGGUCUUAUCGCCGACGACCCCUACCGCGUCUCCGCGGCCGCCGAAGGAGACGGAGCUGCUAGCAACAAUGGAGCUGGAGAGAUCGCCGACGACGCUUCUUCAGAUUCCAAGAGCUCAGCUCCGGCGGGGAAGCAUAGCGACGUCUCGGAAGACGAAGGGUGGAUCACGAUUCCAGACGGGGAGCUUCCUGAAAAUUGGAGCGAAGUUUCAGACAUGCUGCAGCUGCGGCCUUUGGACCGCUCCUUCCUUUUUCCUGGUGAGCAGGUCCACAUACUGGCGUGCCUGUCAGCCUCUAAGCAAGACAUGCAGUUCAUAUCCCCGUUUAGAAUUGCUGCCGUGAUGUCUAAGAACGGGAACUCGCCGCAACACCCCGCAAAGAAACCUAGCUCUGUCAGUGAAAAUGGUGACACGAACCGGACAGCCGAGGAAGAUAGCUCUCCUCGUGGUGCUGAGGAUAAUAACAUGGAGAGUGUUGAACUCGGUGACAAUGUAUCUCCUGCAGCACAAGAUGUUUUGGAGACUGAAUCUCUCCUUCGGAUGGAAGAUCACAAGCAACAGACAGAAAAAAUGCUGCAGAAAUUCAAAAGAUCUAAUUUUUUUGUCCGAAUUGCGGAGUCAGAUGAACCUCUCUGGUCCAAGAAAAGGGUGCACGCAACUAAGACGGUAGACGACCAACCAUAUCCGGAUAGCCAGGGAAAUAACACGGCUUCAAGGAGUAAUGCUUACAACACCAUCUCUGAUAAAGGGGUUUUUGAUGGUAGCACGUCUGGCGGAGUCGCCCGUGAUACUGCAAGGUGCUAUGCUCUGCAUAAUGGAGACAUCGUGGUUGUUUUGCAAGUGAAUGUUGGUGUUAGCAAUAUGGAAGACCCAGUGCUUGAAGUUCUUCAAUUUGAAAAAUGUACAUCAAGCAAUUAUAUGCGUGAGAAUCUUGUCAACAGACUCACUAAUGGUAAUGAGGAUCCCUGUCAGGAGCUGCUUAGCUGGUUGCUCCCUUUGGACCGCACACUGCCUCCUCCUCGUUCUUUAUCACCUCCUACUCUCAAUCCUAGUAUAUCGCACAAACAAUCUUAUUCUGCCUCUGGGUCUCAAAUUUUUUCGUUGAGUAAUUUCAGAAGCUAUUCAAUGCCUUCACCCUCCUCAGCUCAGUCUCCCAACAUAAGACCACCACCUAUUUCUGAAAGUGAAGAAUUUAUGCCCGAAAAGCCUGCAAAAACACCUGAUGUUAUAAAUGAUGGGCAGCUUUCCUUUAGAGGAGUUCCUUUGGAGCCUGAACGGUAUUCUGUACGUUGUGGUCUAGAAGGUGUAUAUCUACCAGGGAAACGUUGGUCAAGAAAAGUUGAAAUCAUUCAACCAAUUGAAGUUCAUUCUUUUUCUGCCAAAUGUACUGCAGAAAAUCUUCUGUGUGUCUUAAUAAAGAACAUUGCUCCACAGCAUGUGCAAGAUAUAGUUGUAUUCAUAGAUGCAAUUACUGUUGUCUUUGAGGAGGCAUCCAAAGAAGGUUCUCCUCUGUCACUACCCAUUGCCAGUAUUGAAGUUGGGCAUGGUCACAGUUUACCAAAUCUGGCACUCAGGAGGGGUGAGGAACACUCAUUUAUUUUGAAGCCAGCAAUCAUGUCAUCCAGGAAUCGAAGGAGCAACAGUGAUGCAACUCCCACUUUGUCACUCCCAAAGACCAAUGGAGCUGCCACAAAUGCUUCUGUGCCGAGGGUUAGCGACCCCAGUGUUGCUCUUACUGAUCAGUAUGCUGUACUUAUAUCAUAUCGCUGCAAUUAUGCAGAAUCAAAGCUUUUUUUCAAGCAGGCCACGAGCUGGCAACCCUGUGCAGCCAGUGAUCUUAUGAUAUCCGUAUCUUCUGAACUGUCAUUACGAAAUCCUAUCCCGAGUGCUCGAGUUCCUCAACUUCCUGUGCAGGUCUUAACCCUUGAAGCUACCAACAUGACAUCAGAAAACCUCACACUAACUGUUCUUGCUCCAGAAGCAUCUGGUUCUUCUUCAGUUGUAUCCUUGAACUCAGCUCCAACCACACCAAAUGGUUCGCAUGAUAAUCUUAAUGAGUCUGCGAGAAAAUCUGGCUUGGGAAAACAAGGAACUGGUUUUCAGAGACUAAAUUCAGUCGUUGCCGGCUCUCCAAUGGAAAGUGACAGCGGAGGAAAUAGGUUGAGUACGUCAGCAGGUUGUACUCAUCUGUGGUUGCAGAGUGCAGUUCCUCUAGGGUGUGUCCCUGCACGUUCAAGCACCACUGUCAAACUCGAGCUACUUCCGUUAACAGAUGGGAUCAUUACAUUGGAUACACUGCAAAUAACCAUAAAGGAGAAAGGUCUUACAUACAUACCGGAGCACUCCUUGGAAAUACAUGCAUCUUCUGGCAUUCCAGCGGGAAGGUCAUAGGAAUCAGCAGAGCAUUAUUCCAUGCCUUGCAGUUUCUGGCUCAACCUCAGCGUGGAGCAAAAGUGAGCAAAUGCGUUGUUGCUCAUUUGUAUUGGAUGCUGGACAUGGGAGCUCUCACGGCAGGAUCCUAGAGUCUGAGCCAUAUAUCUCCAUUUCUGCUGCCCAAGAUGAUGGUCUCUGCAUCAACUAGAGAAAACACGUUCCGAAAUCCGUUCAUGCACGGGGCAGGCUCAUCGAAAACCUGUAAUGUUGUGUUGCAUAGUUUUGAUUCUUUGUCUUUUUCUUUCUGAUUUUCAUUUUUGUUUGCUACAUGUAAACCUGGCCAUUGGCCUUGUUUUGGCUGGCAGGCAGAUGUAUCAUGCGAUGUAUCGGAAAAUGAGAACUUUACGGAUCUCUGGUAUUUUUUUGGGGUUGGUAUUUUUAUGCCGGUUUUA